UCACACACUGUUGUCAUAUCGACAUUUACGGCGUGUUUAUUGAGUAUUAGCUUUGAAAUUGUAGACUUUACUUCACACAGAUAAUACAAAUCUGUAAUUUGGGCUGGACAAGAUGGCCAGCUGCAAUUUUCAGGCGCAGUUGGUAACCAUUAUGGAGGUAUUAGCUAAAGCAGCUGUAGCAGAAAUAAACAGUCGUGUUGAUGAUAGCUGUGCAGUUAUACGUUUGGAAAUUACCCAAAGCCAGCGAGAUAUUGAUGUACUGAAAAUGAAGUGUCAAGUGAUGGAGAGCGAGCUGAAGAAGACACGAGGACGAGUCAGGAGCAAAGAGAGAUCUUCAUAUCCAGUCAAUAUUGUUUUGAACAAGCAGAGGAGUAGCUCACAGUGGAGAGAUGGAGAGAUGGCUGUUGAAGAGGACUCUCAACCCCAGCCUACAGAUGUGGAGCAGAGAGAGGAGACUGAACCCAUACUGAUCAAAGAUGAGGAGACAGCAGUGGACUUGUGGAAGACUGACCCUCAGGAAGAGUUUAGGAUCACUGGAGAGGGGUCUGGUUCCAAGCCUGGGCAACCACCAUCCUUUGAGCAACGGCACUGUGAUGAGGACUUCAUCACACAACCCAACAUAUCUCCCGAAGACUCAGUGGAACAUUACCCCACUUCUGAUCAUCCAGAGGAACCAGGCACACCCCGGCUCGCGUCUACAGAGGUGUUCAGCACAGAGCAGCACCAGCCAGACAAGGACUCACUAGAGCUAGUGAUGGUGAAGAAUGAGAAAGAGGAGGAGCUGGAUCAGACCACGGCCCUGGCAGGACCUGACCAGUUUGUUAUGGAUGAGACUGAUGGGCAGCUGUGGACCUCUGUGGAUCCAGGCAGAGACACUGACCCUGAUGGCCACCCAGAUUUCUCCUUUCAUGCAACAGAAGAGUACUCUCAGAAUAUCUCAAUUUUCCCAUCUCAUAGUGGGCUGCCAUCCGUUCCUACUAUGACAGAUGAUGUAGGGCCAUCGCUUCACUCUUCUAUAUGGAAACCACAUGCUAACAUGUUCAGUGCAGCAAAACACAUGACAAGACAUGUCAGGACAUUGGCUGAUGAGACUAGACAACAGAUGCCAGAGGGACAGAGCAGCGAGAGGCUGAACUCAAAUAAUGAAGGAAAUAGUUUAGCUCUACAGCCAAGGCAGCAUCAACACAGUGCUUCAGAAUCAACAGUGAGAUUGAGUGAAUGCAUGACAGGGUCAAACAUGGCCACCACCUCCACCUUCUCUGGAUACAGCCUGAGUCGCAGUAGUUUUAACAUGGUGAAGAGAAUGAGGACUCAGUGGAGGUCGGGCGGCCCCACCGAGAGGCGUUUCAGCUGCACCUUCUGUGGGAAGAGCUUCCCACGUUUCUGGCAGCUCAAAGAACACCUCCGGAGUCACACCGGAGAGAAACCGUACACCUGCGAACAGUGUGGCAGGAGUUUCACCAAGCAGUGCAACCUGAUCAGACAUGCUGUGGUCCACAGCGGGGAGAAGCCCUACAAAUGCACACAGUGUGGGAAAUGCUUCCCCCAGCGUUCCGGUAUGAAGUCACAUCAGAGAACUCACAUAGGAGAGAGUCCAGUGUCUCAAUACGUGGUACCUGCAUACCCUGGGGAUCCACACACAAGUUUAAUGUUGUCUCAGAACAGAUGGAACAAAUAGUUAAUAAUUGCAUAGUUUUUCUGUAAUACUUUUUAUGGGAAAAUGUUGUACAGGUGGAAUUUUGAGACAUUUUGACAAGCUUUUCCUCCUAAUUGAUUUGUAAAAUGGUUUUCAUGUUUGACUGUUAAUGGCUCCUCACUUAUUAUUGUUAUUAUUUUUUUUAAACAAACAUUCUAUUCUCAUUUACAAUGAAAAUGUCUCCAAAAUAACACAAUGCAUUUUUACUAUUAAUUUAUAUUGGGCACAAAAAUCUGACUAUAGAAAAGUUUGUGGUCAUACGCACAUCCUUAGAUGUGCUGGGCUAAUAAAGAAUACUUGUAAAGAAGAGGAAGGCCCAAUGUUCCAAAUUCAUUUUACAUUUACAUUUUAGUCAUUUAGCAUACAAUUCACCGCCUUAAUGACAACGUUUCGAUCCAAAACACACACAAAAAAACUGCCAAUGUGUCCAACAAGUUUGUAGUCACAAGCAUGAUGUAGUCAUUGCGUGCUAGGAGUAUGGGACCAAAUACUAAACUUUUGACAAUGUAAUACACUAAGUGAAUUUUUUCAAAAUACUUAUGACACUUUCAUGGGGAGACUAGUGUAACUCAGUAAAAUCUUUUGAAAUUGUUACAUGUUGCGUUUAUAUUUUUGUUCAGUGUAUGAGAGAGAUUGGUGUGUUUUUUCACCACCUAAUCAUGGCAUGGGGUUUUUCAAAGGCUUACAUAUAUUUGUUUGAAAUCUAUCACUUGAUGGUUUCAUGUUGUUCCAAAACGCUACAGUGCCUUCAGAAUGUAUUCAAAC
This is a messenger RNA of Coregonus clupeaformis (lake whitefish), 2461 nucleotides long. RefSeq names its product zinc finger protein 263-like. Gene Ontology annotation, molecular function: RNA polymerase II cis-regulatory region sequence-specific DNA binding; DNA-binding transcription factor activity, RNA polymerase II-specific. The transcript is spliced from 4 exons. Lineage: Eukaryota; Metazoa; Chordata; Actinopteri; Salmoniformes; Salmonidae. The coding region runs from base 113 to 1678 and encodes 521 amino acids. Gene Ontology annotation, biological process: regulation of transcription by RNA polymerase II. The record is from RefSeq and is a predicted model, not a curated record.